Molecule: messenger RNA, 1724 nt
Organism: Bradysia coprophila
Lineage: Eukaryota; Metazoa; Arthropoda; Insecta; Diptera; Sciaridae
Product: putative methyltransferase-like protein 25
Source: RefSeq, a predicted model, not a curated record
AGUUUGUUUUUCUUUGGUUUGGUUUGAAUUUCAUAAUUUUGUUGGGAAUUACAAAAGUUAAGAUUGUUUUUAAAAUACUGAAAAAAUAUGGUCUUGGGCGAUGUCCGUUUCAACAUGUUGUCAAUGUAGUUCUAUCAAAGUAUUCUAAAUCUGGUCCAAAACGUUAUAUCGAAAUAUAUGUAGAAUACAUCGCCACUAUGGGAGACGUUACAAUUCCGUUAUUAAAAAGACAUCUGCAUCAAGCAAUUACCUAUUUGAACCCAUUUCUUCCUUAUCUGAACGCGCACAUGACAAAAUUUUUUUCGGAUAAUCUGUGGCAAAGAAACGUCCCACUUAAUAUCCAGAGUGAAAUCCGAACAGACGCUGAUGUAUACGAAGCAAUCAAAAUUUAUCGGCAUCAUUUGAAUCCGAGUGUAGAUUCCACCGCAGACUCGGACUGUUUCAAAAACUUUCGAGCAUUUCUACGGAAUACAAAACCAUUUUACUUAGAUUCGUACACAGACGUAUGGAUAUCGCCGAGUGAAUUAAAUCGAGAACUUAAAAUGGCUAUCGGAGAUGAAGUGCAUAUGAGUGAAGGUUUUAUGCCGCAGAAGAAGCGACAUGAGGUCGAAGCAGUUGCGAAUGUAAUAGCGACAAUUUGUUCGAUGAGUAAGGAAAAUGGGAAACUGUGCGUCAUUGAUGCUGGUGAUGGGAAAGGUUACUUGUCGUCCCAUCUUUCACUCGCCUAUGGUAUAAAAGUCCUCGGAAUUGAUUCAGAAUGUUCCAGAACAUCUGGUGCAUCAAUUCGGUAUACCAAAUUAGUAGAACAGUUAAGGAAGAUCCGAAGGAAAAACCAAAGUACAAAUGAAGCUCAACUUGGAUUGUCAUCAAUCGAGACGAACUAUCGUAAUGUUACACAUUACAUUACACCUCAAACGGAUUUCCUCGAUCUUUUGAGUAAAGAAUUCAACGUGCCGAAAAAGGAUAUCCGUGGCCUAUGUUUAACUGGUCUACACACUUGCGGUGAUUUGGCUUCAACGUGCCUGAAAAUCUUUUGCGAGAGCAAUCAAAUCUCGGCUAUUUGCAACAUUGGUUGUUGCUACCAUCUGACCACUCAACGAUUCAACGAUACGCAUCAAUUCAAUUAUAGCCCUGCCUUGGAUCACCACAGACCGCUACUUGGUUACGGGUUUCCACUAAGCCGUUAUUUGAUCGAAAAACAAAUCGGUUUCGAUGUAACAUCCCGGCAAGUAUCGACAAUUUCAGUACAUCGCUCGGUUAACCUGACCGACAACGAUGUCAGAUAUCGAUGUCUUUUCCAACGGGCUUUGCUUGAGAUAUUGAUUCAACGAAUGUGUCCACAGUAUUACGGAACGACAGUCACAGGACGAAUUCGGCUGGCAAAUUUUACGGAUUACAUUCGGAAAGUAAAUUGUCGAAAUGAACAUUUGAAUUUUGAUGAGGAACAUAUUUCCGAUGAGAAAUUGGACGAACUCUAUGACGAAUUUAGAAAACAAAUUCCAUUUUUGAUUUUGUACCACCAAAUGCGCGACUCGUUGGGCAGUGUAAUUGAAACAAUAUUUGUAUUGGAUCGGUUAUUGUAUUUAAAAGAACAACAGCAACGUAACGAUGUAUCGUUUUUAGUAAAGUUUUUUGAUUCUACCAUAUCGCCGAGAUGUUACGGUCUUGUGGCCAUUAAAAAUUUCUUAUAAAAUUACAAUUCUGCCUUUUGAGACUUGAAACUG